UCUGCGCUGACAUCAUGUGCCGCGCUUUGAUGGUCACCGACAUCAAAAAUCCCAACCCACGCCCCUCGAUUUUCUUUCUUACUAUGCCCCCUCUUAUAAUGCCCCUCUUCCCCGCGCUGCUACGAAAUCCAGUUUCUCCUUUCCUAGACUCAGUCCUUCAUCCGUCUCAAAUAAAUGUUUCAACGGCAUCACCUAUCGAAACUACUAGAUAUUCAGCCCCGUUGCGCAAGCGCCAUUACAAGUACACAAACCAUUACCGCCAACCCCAGCCUUCACUCUCGUCAUAAUUGUCACUCUGGCAAACCCAGCUCAGCCCUAAUUUACCCCUGUACAACCAACCAGACAAUAAGCCACAUGGCCCCUACCGACGUCUCCAAAUACCUCAAGCAAUCCCACCAGCGCGUCUUCGAAAACAACAGGAAAUGGGCAGCGGAAAAAGCCGCGAAAGAUCCGCACUUCUUUGAGAAGCUCCAGAAUGGCCAGAAUCCAGAUUAUCUAUGGAUCGGCUGCAGCGACAGCCGCAUUCCCGCCGAGCAAAUCACGGGGCUAGACCCCGGUGAAGCCUUCAUCCAUCGCAACAUUGCUAAUUUGGUCUGCAACACGGAUCUGAACGUGAUGAGCGUGAUCAACUAUGCGGUGCGCCACCUCCGCGUCAAACACAUCAUUGUCUGCGGACAUUAUGGAUGCGGUGGGGUCAAAGCGGCUUUGACCCCCGCGGAUCUGGGUCUGCUGAAUCCCUGGCUGCGGAAUAUUCGUGACGUCUACAGGCUCCAUGAGACGGAGCUGGAUGCGCUUGAAGGGAGCGCACGCUGUGAUAGGCUUGUGGAGCUGAAUGUGAUUGAGCAGUGCCGCAACAUCAUUAAGACGGCAGCUGUGCAGAAGAGCUUUGAGGAAAACGGGUAUCCUAUUGUGCAUGGUUGGGUGUUUAAUUUUAAGGAUGGCCUGUUGACGGAUCUGAAAAUUGAUUUCGAGAAUGUGCUGGCUGGGAUCCAGAAGAUUUACAACUUGACGGAUGGAAAGUGAGGUAUGAAGAAGAAAGGGCUUAGAUACCUAGGUAGAUAACAACAUUAUGUACGGUUUGGACAAAUGAUUGUCCAUCAUCACACUCCAACUCGCUCGCUCUGCCCGUUCCCUUCUUACGAUCCGACUAGAAAAGAUCCUAGUUAUUAUAUUGAAGGAUACGGGCGCGCAACAGACGGAUAUUCCAUAAUAUCUGUUGAUCUGAAAGCGAGUUGGGCUCGGGAUAUGGAGUGUGAAGUCCAAUAAAUAGUAGCACUCAGAGUGAAGUUUGUGUUAGUGCGCCAAGAACUCGCGACACUGAUGGGGCAAGCUUGAAGCCAAUUCCUUGUAAGCUUCAAGCUUGUGCCGAUGCCCUCAGUCCGCCACACUCGGCAUAGAUGCGCGUUUCGCUAUUUGAAAUAACACAUCGAUCGUCAGCCUAGAACUAAAUGAUACCAGGGUUGAUCAUCCGGGCAUCCAGUAGGGCUGAUCUAAAAUGGGGAUGGGUUAAGGUGUAGAGAGAUGGCUAUUUUCCCGCCCAUUCGCUGCACAUAAACCCUACGAUUCAGCGUCAUAGGAGUUAUAGGAAUGGUGCACGAAACGAAUCGGACACGUUUCAACCUAGCAGCCAUAAUUGCUGAGUAGCCACGGAGAAAAAAAGUUCCCUUUCUUUCGUGGUUUCUCCUCUUCUUGCUCUUCUUUAGUACUUUUUCAUUUUUUGUUCUUUCACUGAAUGUAAUGUAUGUACAGUACAUUACAUUUCUUCUCCUGAGCAUGUGUAUGUGAGAAGCCGACUGUUGAGUUCUCUUUACUCGAGGGCUUGAUCAAUAUCUAGUCUCCGAGACAAUUCGGGCCAGUCAGCUUUCCACGCGUGUCCUGGAUUACAAGCUCAUCGACGAAGCCCAAUCAGGGAACGUAGGAUAUUUUUAGCGUAUUUGUAAGAGCGAUUGAGGCGUCUCAAGCCGCAAGCACUGGGACCGUACCAUAUUAACGUGCAACCGAGCACGCCCUAAGCAACUAGUUAUUUGGGAGGGGUAAAAUACGUUGUGUGUAACUCUAUUCAUGAGUUGGGACUCUCUUUUUCUUAUACAUUUUGGCCAAAGCAAUAUAAAAGCGCAUCAAGUAAUCUGCAAAGAGCGAGUCUGUUGCUGUAAACAUCCGUACAUUACACGAAGAAGUUCAAAGCCACAUGGAGAUUCAGUCUCCAGCCAAGUCAUGUCCAUGGGUUCAUUUCAAUUGCUCCGUUGCAUUUUUCGGUUAUUAACAAGGAGAGUAUAAAAAGCUAUGGGAGGCGCAGCAGGGUCAGGAGAAUAUAACUUGAAAUUCAACGG
Messenger RNA from Blastomyces dermatitidis ER-3, 2330 nucleotides. Its product is annotated as carbonic anhydrase. Bases 175 to 1023 code for a protein of 282 amino acids. The record is from RefSeq and is a predicted model, not a curated record. Lineage: Eukaryota; Fungi; Ascomycota; Eurotiomycetes; Onygenales; Ajellomycetaceae. Gene Ontology annotation, molecular function: zinc ion binding; carbonate dehydratase activity. The transcript has a single exon. Gene Ontology annotation, cellular component: cytoplasm. Gene Ontology annotation, biological process: cellular response to carbon dioxide; carbon utilization; cellular response to oxidative stress.